GCAGAGUGGACAGCGCAGCGGCCGCAGCAUGGAGCCGUACACGGUCUCUGGAGCUCAGCUCUCCCUGUCCGACCUUUACUCCGUCAUCCCCUUCAAUGUCACCUUCCCGGACGAGGACAGCGGCUUGAUGGGCAACGGGCUGCAGAACUACACCAAGCAGCAGAGUCCGGUGAGGAGCGCCGGGGGUAUAAUCAUAGCCAUAUCCAUCACGGCUCUCUACUCCGUCAUUUGCGUAGUGGGACUUCUGGGCAACAUCCUCGUCAUGUACGGGGUGGUCAGGUACACCAAGAUGAAGACAGCCACAAACAUCUACAUCUUCAACUUGGCCCUUGCCGAUGCCUUGGCCACCAGCACGCUGCCUUUUCAAAGUGCCAAAUACCUGAUGAACACCUGGCCGUUCGGGGAAGUCCUGUGCAAGCUCAUCAUAGCCAUCGAUUAUUACAACAUGUUCACGAGCAUCUUCACCCUCACCAUGAUGAGCGUGGACCGCUACAUCGCUGUGUGCCACCCGGUCAGGGCGCUGGAGUUUCGUACGCCAGUCAAAGCUAAGCUGAUCAACGUGCUCAUCUGGGUGCUGUCCUCAGCGAUCGGGGUUCCCAUUAUGAUAAUGGCUGUGACCAAAGUGGCAGAUAAUGGUAAAACCAUGUGCAUGCUGAAGUUCCCUGACCCUGACUGGUACUGGGACACAGUGACUAAGAUCUGCGUCUUCAUCUUUGCGUUUGUGGUUCCCGUGAUGGUCAUCACCAUAUGCUACGGCCUGAUGAUCCUUCGUCUGAGGAGCGUUCGUCUGCUCUCGGGCUCCAAGGAAAAAGAUCGCAACAUGCGUCGCAUCACGCGUAUGGUGCUGGUGGUGGUGGCUGCCUUCAUCAUCUGCUGGACCCCCAUCCACAUCUUCAUCAUUGUGAAGACCAUGGUGGAGAUUGACAGCAGGAACCCCUUCGUGAUAGCCAGCUGGCACCUCUGCAUCGCCUUGGGCUACACCAACAGCAGCCUCAACCCGGUCCUCUAUGCUUUUUUGGAUGAAAAUUUUAAGCGAUGCUUCAGAGAUUUCUGCCUCCCCUGCCGGACCCGCGUGGAGCAGAACAGUCUGAGCAGAGGCCGCAACACCACCAGGGAGCCCGUGUCCGUCUGCGCUCCUACAGAAGGAGGGAAGAAGCCAGCAUGACUAGGCAUGGACUGGGUCCCCCAUAGCUCUCGCUCAAGGAGGAUCCAACAAGAUCUGCAAUCAGAGGUCACUCAGAUCUCCACAACAGAGUUUUAAAACAUCUUUUCAACAACAAAAGCUAGUCCCAAAAUACAGUGGUUCCACUUACUGUCUCUAGUUUGACUGACAUACUGGAAACUGAACAGCUAUAGAUAAUGGAAAAUAAGUUUCACUCUAAUCUAACUUUCUAUUAAAGUUCUGAUAAGAAAGUGGAAUCUUUUCUGACACAGUACGUGUGAUGCCUUUCAAAGGCAGUGACAGUAGAUGGGAUGAAAGUGAGAGCCCACAUGAGUAAACUGAUAAACUGAUAAAACAAGGUUGCAAAACAGAAAAUCCCCAGCUCAUGAUUUGUCUGUCCAGAAGGACCAGGGUAUGAGAGUACAGGACUUUUUGAUGAUGCAAAAAGGACAAGGAAAGACCUGCAGGUUUCUGUCUUGUCAAGCGAAGAAUUCAUCGUUCAGACACGACCCAU
Toxotes jaculatrix (banded archerfish) is the source of this 1676-nucleotide messenger RNA. It is a transcript of the gene oprd1a, whose product is annotated as opioid receptor, delta 1a. Gene Ontology annotation, biological process: neuropeptide signaling pathway; G protein-coupled opioid receptor signaling pathway. The coding region runs from base 29 to 1165 and encodes 378 amino acids. The transcript is spliced from 3 exons. Gene Ontology annotation, cellular component: neuron projection; membrane. Lineage: Eukaryota; Metazoa; Chordata; Actinopteri; Toxotidae. Gene Ontology annotation, molecular function: G protein-coupled enkephalin receptor activity; neuropeptide binding. The record is from RefSeq and is a predicted model, not a curated record.